UCACGUGAUCAGGUAACAUGGCGUCUUGGUGAAAAGUUGACGAGGAUGCUGCAGCUCAUGAAAACUCGGUGAUUAGAAGCAGGAAUUCAGCGAGUAGUUAUCAGUUUGUGUGGUAACCCGUCCGUUUUUGCGUUUGUUAUGAAUUCAUCAAAUUGCGUUUCUCUCCUUACCUCCCUGUGUGUUGUCACUGUUGGUAAUUUAGCUAGCUGAGUGUGGCCAAACUUCAUUCGAAAACCUGUGAUUAGGGUAUAAUCUUGAGCAGCGGGAAAGAUAAAUACACUAUCGGUGGUGAAUCAAAAGAAGCCUCUCUUCAAUCCGGCACAUAGUUCACCAGUCAGCGAGCUAAAGCUGAUAGAGAUUACAUGUUCUUAAAAUAACGAAGCCUCGUACUUUUUCGGCGAUAACAUGUAUGCCGAAUUGACAUGUGGAUCCUAACCACUCGUAAAACGUCCCGACUCUUGUGUUAUCAGAAACUGGCGGCCAUUAGAUCUGUUUGAUUACAUUUAAUUAUCUAAUCGUGGGAAAUGAAGCUGCGUGUGCAGUUACAGUGCAAGAAUUUACAUGAAUACCUGAAGGAGUUGAGUCCUGAGAUUUUGGACAGAUUGUACAACCACCCAGCCACAUGCCUGGCUGUCUACAGAGAGCUCCCUGCGCUGGCUAAGAACUAUGUGAUGCGUAUGCUGUUCCUGGAUCAGCCCCUGCCUCAGGCAGCGGUGGCUCUUUGGGUGAAAAAAGACAGCCAGAGGGACCAUGAUGAAUGUGUGUCAGUGCUGUCAGGACUCCGCCUGUGGCACAGUCAGCAGCUGCAGGGUGGUCUGCAGGGAUACAUUUUAAAUCCUGUGUUCAAAGACAACCUGAGGAUAGCGCUGCUUGGCGGGGGCAGAGCGUGGGCAGAUGAGGGGAGCACUCUAGGCCCUGAUCGCCAUGCACGGGACAUAGAGAGUCUGGACCGCUACGCUAUGGAGCGCUGGGAGGUCAUCCUGCACUUCAUGGUGGGCUCUCCCAGUGCUGCUGUCAGUCAGGACCUGGCUCAGCUGCUCAUACAGGCAGGACUCAUGAGAAGUGAACCAGGAGAGGCACCCUGCAUCACCUCAGCUGGUUUCCAGUUCCUCCUGUUAGACACAGCUUCUCAGCUUUGGUAUUUCACCCUACAGUACCUCAACACUGUGCAGUCCCGGGGAAUGGACCUGGUGGAGAUCUUGUCAUUCUUAUUCCAGCUCAGUUUCUCCACUCUUGGCAGAGACUACUCAGUGGAGGGCAUGAGUGAGUCAUUACUCAUCUUCCUGCAGCACCUACGGGAGUUUGGUCUGGUUUUCCAGAGGAAGAGGAAGUCAAGGCGAUACUAUCCCACAAGACUGGCCAUCACUCUAGCUGCAGGAGUCACUACCAACUCCUCGUCCUCCUCCAACAUGAGUAUCACCCCUGGGACCGGAGACACAGGCUUUAUCGUGGUAGAAACCAACUAUCGCAUCUAUGCCUACACAAACUCUGAACUUCAGAUUGCUCUUGUCGCUCUCUUCAGCGAGAUGCUGUACCGGUUCCCUAAUGUAGUCGUGGCUCAGGUCACAAGGGAGUCAGUACAGCAGGCCAUUGCCAAUGGUAUCACCGCACAGCAGAUUAUCCACUUUCUAAGGACCAGAGCCCACCCUGUCAUGCUCAAACAGACCCCGGUACUGCCUCCAACCAUAACAGAUCAGAUCAGACUGUGGGAGCUGGAGAGAGAUCGACUACAGUUCACAGAAGGAGUGCUCUAUAACCAGUUCCUCUCCCAGGCUGACUUUGAGGUGCUGCGAGACAGGGCUCAGGGUCUGGGCUGUCUGGUGUGGCAAAACGUUGCUCACAGGGUAAUGGUGGUGACACCGCAAGGACACAGCGAGGUCAAGAGGUUCUGGAAACGACAGAAGUCUCACACAUAACCAGAGGAGCAGGAAAAGGAGCCGUGAUUUCACACUGGAGGACAGCUGUUCCACGGACUACGAUUUUUAAAUGUUUUCAUGACCUAAAGGUUUCCUACUGCAGAUUGUUCAGUGAACGCAGCAAGACAGAAUGACCGGGACUGUAAAAGAUUAUUGAGUUGUUUUGUAUGUUUCAUAAUAUGUUGACUUUGCAUGUGGUUUGGAUUAAAUGGUCAUCUUGAGAAAAUGCA
Molecule: messenger RNA, 2146 nt
Organism: Myripristis murdjan (pinecone soldierfish)
Lineage: Eukaryota; Metazoa; Chordata; Actinopteri; Holocentriformes; Holocentridae
Gene: gtf2h4
Product: general transcription factor IIH, polypeptide 4
Exons: 14
Coding region: 525-1916 (463 amino acids)
Biological process (GO): nucleotide-excision repair
Cellular component (GO): transcription factor TFIIH core complex; transcription factor TFIIH holo complex
Molecular function (GO): double-stranded DNA binding; ATPase activator activity
Source: RefSeq, a predicted model, not a curated record